Wickerhamiella sorbophila is the source of this 906-nucleotide messenger RNA. Its product is annotated as Karyogamy protein KAR4. The transcript has a single exon. Bases 1 to 906 code for a protein of 301 amino acids. The record is from RefSeq and is a predicted model, not a curated record. Gene Ontology annotation, molecular function: mRNA binding. Lineage: Eukaryota; Fungi; Ascomycota; Dipodascomycetes; Dipodascales; Trichomonascaceae. Gene Ontology annotation, cellular component: nucleus; RNA N6-methyladenosine methyltransferase complex.
AUGCUGGAGCCUGUCAAAGUCUCCUCCGAUACGUUCAAAAAGAUCCAGAGGCAGCCCAACUUUGGAAAUGAUUACAAUCUGUACUACUUGUUGACCGGGGAGUUCCCCCAGAACCACGUUCUGAACAUCGAGGAACCGUUUGCCGGCUAUCCGAAACUUAAAAAACUGCACGAGCUGAAAGCCAAGCACAACUUGCACCAUGCUCAUCCGGCCAUGGGGGAGCAGUGUACCAUGAAGAAUCUUCCCGACAAGCUCAAAUCUUGGGCGAGUGAUAAUAUGCAUUUCGACGUUGUGAUGGUCCACGGAUGCAUAUCACCGACCCCGUCCCUCGCUGCUCUGAAAUCAAUUCCUGUGGCGGAAAUAACUCCCCGUCCGAGUUUGGUUUUUCUUUGGGUUCCGACCAGUCGCUUAGACGACGGUCGAAAGGCUCUGGAACAUUGGGGGUUCAGACGCAGUGAAGAUAUUGUCUACUUUGUAUCUUCAGAAGACUCAAUUCAUAUGCCACCUCCAAACCCGAACCAGUUGUUGAAGUCGACGACUUGGCACUGCCUUAUGGGACUGAAAGGAACACUCCGCCGAAGCACUGAUUCGAACCUGAUCAACUGCAAUGUCGAUAUCGACAGCAUAAUUGAGAGGCCCAACCAACGACCCAAUGUGGUCCCUGAGGAUAUUUACGAACUCAUUGAAAACUUUAGUUUGAUGGCCCGCCGCGUGCACAUUCUCCCUACACCUAGCCCGUUACACCUACCGGUUAGGUUGAGGCCUGGCUGGCUAAUUGUGAGUCCAGACAGCCUGAUUUCGAAUGUUGAUGCAGAAUACUUCCGUGGCAACCCACGGGUACCCGUCGACCCCGAAAUUGAUAUGCUUCGGCCCAAAACUCCGCCCAACGGAAAUAUGAGUAAAUGA